GCACACUGUGUGCUGCCACAGCUUGGGAGGAGCUUCGGGAUUUCCCCCCCUCAAUGUCUCUCAACAGUCUCGAGUGAAGACGCGCAUGCAAGAGGAGAAAUAGUGGGGAAAAGGAGCCAGCACGGCCUCGAUCCGGCAUCAAAAUGAGUCCCCAAGACUCAUCCAACAACACAGAGGACGAAGGGGAGGCUGGUGAGAGCGACGCCUUGAUUCUGUUUAACGACAGCAUGGGUUUGCACACACCUGGUUUCCAAACUGACAUCACCAAGCACCCUGGGGUUCAGAUCCCGUUGAUCAUGGCGUACUCCCUCAUCAUUCUGCUGGGGCUGCUGGGCAACGCUCUCGUCAUCUACAUGAUCAUUCGCUACAGGACCAUGCGAACUGUGACCAACUUCUUCAUCGCCAACCUGGCCCUGGCCGACCUGUUAGUGGACACUCUGUGCUUGCCCUUCACUCUGGUCUACACUCUGUUAGACGACUGGAAGUUUGGGGCCGUGCUGUGCCACAUGGUGCCCUUUGCCCAGGCCCUGAGCGUGCACGUGUCCAUCCUUACGAUGACCGUCAUCGCCCUGGAGCGUUACCGCUGUAUCGUUUUCCACCUCGGCCGACGCCUCACCUGGCACUCCAGCUUCCUCAUCAUGGGGAUCACCUGGACUACGUCAGCCGUCCUGGCGGCGCCCUUGGCCAUCUUCAGGGAGUACCGCAGAGAAGAGAUACCUUCCAUCAACCUGCACAUCACCGUCUGCUCGGAGAAGUGGCCCCACGAGACCAGCAAGGGCGGAGUCAUCUACAGCCUCUCAAUGCUGCUCCUGCAGUUCAUUAUUCCUUUAGCCAUCAUUAGCUACGCAUACAUCUGCAUCUGGGUCAAGCUGAAGAAUCACAUCAGCCCAUCCACCCGCAAAGACAGCAUCAACCGCCGCAAAAAGACCACCAAGAUGUUGGCGCUUGUAGUGGUGGUGUUUGCUUUCUGCUGGUUGCCGUUCCACGUGUUCCAGCUGGCCAGCGAUCUGGACCUGGCACUGCGGUUUAAGGAGUACAAAUUGAUAUACACGGUGUUCCAUAUCGUGGCGAUGUGUUCGACUUUUACCAACCCUCUCCUGUACGGGUGGAUGAAUAAAAACUACCGGAACGGCUUCCUCAUGGUCUUCCGCUGUGAGGAUAAGCCAGAUUCUUUCCACCCCGAGGCCUCAUUACGGACCCGCUCCAUACGAGGCCAGACUCUGAACGGUCGUAACGGCGGGCACCCUCCCACCGCUGUAUGAGAUUAACGUAACUUUUUUUUUUUAAAAGCCUGAUGGAUAAGAUUGAACACUCUGAACACACCUCUGCUUUGUGGCGCAUGUGGUUCAGAAGUAGCUUUUUGACUUGAAUUAAUCUAUGUUUGUCACUGGAGAGGGCUCAAAGCUUUGUAUCUAAAUGGCGUUAUGUAAGGCUCUUGUUGACUUUGUGAAUGGUACUUGUGAAAAUACAUUUGUUGAACCUGUUCAAAUAUAUGUGGAAGAUGUUUGCUAAGGUGUUAAGUAACUUGGUGCAAUGUAUAAUGUGUUCUGUCCGUUUCUCGUGUCCAAUUUAUUAUGCUCAGCUGCUUUGCCUUAACUGAGGCUAUUGAUGUGUUCACACUCACUGAAGGGAAGAUGUCCACUGUGAGAACAAGUUUCAUUUUUCACACUUCCCUUUUUUUUUUGUCGGCUGCUCAAAACAUUUAUAUGACUGUUUUUCUAAUUAAUGAAUCCAACUGCUGCAUUUUGGAUUAACCGCUGUGUAAUAUUUAAUCCUCAUCCAAGUUACCAGUCGCUGCCACUGCAGAUUUUUCUCGCCAAUCAGGAAGUUAAUUGUGUUUACAUCCAGCUGCUCCUGAUCAGACGGACCAGCGGGGGUCUGGGUCCAGAUGAAUGGGAUUGGAAGCCGCUGAACCGAGAGCAACAAGUUCUUGAUGUAUUUAAUAGUGAGUGAGGCGGCUGCUUUGAGGGUAUGUAAAAAAAAAAGAGAGGGGACUUGGAAGAAGAAGUGAAGUGAAAACCGUUUUUUUUUUUUUUAUUUCACUGAUAAAGUGUCCUUUGUUGGUGGUCUGUGAAUGAGGAAAACCUGACCAUUCAUUUGACGUUCAGGUGAAGCUCUGUUCCGUGCCUCUAUGUGAAAUAAACAGACAUUGGCUUCAAAUGAAGUCAGAUUGUG
Messenger RNA from Pleuronectes platessa (European plaice), 2175 nucleotides. It is a transcript of the gene npy7r, whose product is annotated as neuropeptide Y receptor Y7. The record is from RefSeq and is a predicted model, not a curated record. Bases 144 to 1262 code for a protein of 372 amino acids. The transcript is spliced from 2 exons. Gene Ontology annotation, molecular function: neuropeptide Y receptor activity. Gene Ontology annotation, biological process: G protein-coupled receptor signaling pathway. Gene Ontology annotation, cellular component: membrane. Lineage: Eukaryota; Metazoa; Chordata; Actinopteri; Pleuronectiformes; Pleuronectidae.